Messenger RNA from Spodoptera littoralis (African cotton leafworm), 1815 nucleotides. NCBI's taxonomy places the organism in Eukaryota, Metazoa, Arthropoda, Insecta, Lepidoptera, Noctuidae. The record is from the annotation of a GenBank genome assembly.
AUGAUUAAAAGGAACGGUGAUAAUGUAUUUGCGAUCGCGUCGAGUAACAAUCAGUGUCAAGGCGGUCGGAGCGCCGUCUCGCUCUGUCCCGGCAGCGGUGGCGGCGGCGCGGCCACGAGGAUCCCGCGCGCCACUGCCGCCAGGAUGACGCCGCCCGACGCGCAACAACACACCAAGGAGGCUAACAUCGCGAUCUCAACAUAUGUUGAAAAGUGGAAAAACAGAUACGAGGAGGCCGAGCGAAAACACAAAGCAUAUUUACUUAAAACCGAAAAAGCUAAACGCGAGUACGAUGACUUGCAAAGGCGACACAACAUACUGUUUGAAGAGCGACAGCAUCUGGAGGCGGAGCUCAGGGAGCGGUCCAGGGAGCUCAGCAAACUCAAGAAUGUGUCGGAGAAGCUGUUCAAUGAGUACCAGCAGCUCAAGAACCAGAGAGAUGUGGACGCUGGUGUUAUGCACAAGGUGAUGCAGCAAGCAGGCGAGUGGUACAAGGAGAACAAACAACUGAAGCGGCGCAGCACCGCGCUCAUACAGGCACUGCCGCCGCGGGCCAUCGAGAUCGACUACACCGACGCCAUCGAUGCAGCUUCAGACACCAGCAGUAAUGAGGAAGUGGAGUUCCUGAAGAGUACAGUAGCGGAGCUGUCAGCGCAGGUGGCCGCCCUACAGACAGACCUGCAGACGGCCAAGCUGCAUGAGUUCGAGGCCCAUGAGGCCAAUGUCGCUAUUGGACAGGAGUUAGAAGCAGAGAAAGAGAAGUCAGCGGCGCAGGAGAAGGAGUUGCAGGAGCUACGCAUCCAACUGGAGAGACACAACCGAGUGUCCAAGCUACUCAUGGAGGAAGUCACCGGCCUGAAGAAUAAUGCUGACAAGGACCGGGAGAUGGCUGAGACAUACAGAACAGAAGCCCGCGCAGCGAAGAAGCGAGUGAAGCUACUGACACACCAGAGCAGUCUACUGAUGGGCUCCUUACUAGGGGGCGACCUACCGCCCGAUGAGAGACUGCAGAGACUGUUACACGAGGUGGACUGUCUCAAGGAUGCACUGGAAGACCAGGCACUUAGGCACAGGGACCAGCUCGAUGAAUUACAGUUGAAACUAGCAGAGAAACACGAGGACACAGACAUUUUACUAUGGGAGGAAAAGAUCCGUCUGGCUGAGGAGGACGCGCAGAAAGCUCUAGAAAGGGCCGAGGCUGCGGAGAGGAAACUGAAGGAACUUCAGCAGAGGAACGCCAGGCCACAGCCCAGGGAUAAGUUGAUGGCCAGGAUAUCUUACUUCGAGCAAGGGGGACAGAAGAAGAUGGAUGAGGUUAAAGAGGAAAUUGAAGCAGUUACUGCUCCAACAACAAGUGCAUCCCCACCGCAACCUGCAGAGCGCCCACCAUCCCCACCUCCACCGGCCGCUCCUUCCGUGUCCCCGCCCCCUCCCCCACCUGCACCAGUAGCCCCGCCCCCUCCCCCUCCCAUGGCGGCGCCCCCUCCCCCUCCCCCGCCGCCACCCCCUCCCCCUCCAGCGCCGAUGGCAUUCGAGUCGUCGGGCGCGGACGACAUGGCGCAGAUGUUGGCCAACAAAAGUGGCACACUCAGGAAGAGCAAGCAGAAUGGCGCCGACUGUGGUGGUGCAAUAGAUGCAAUAGUAGAUCAGAUCAAGGGAGGUAAGUUCCACCUGAAGUCCACCGACCAGAAGUUCACAGAGAAGAAGGCCAAGGAGGAACAGCCCGAGGCAGUGAAGGAGAUGCUCGCCAUACUCGGCACUCUGCGCAAGAGGAGGACUACUGCUAGACCUGGGUUUGUGGAACCCGACGUCUGA